Molecule: messenger RNA, 486 nt
Organism: Staurois parvus
Lineage: Eukaryota; Metazoa; Chordata; Amphibia; Anura; Ranidae
Source: the annotation of a GenBank genome assembly
UGUGUCUAUGGCAACGCGGGACGCUUGUCCGGCAGUGCAGUGCCUGGGCACCAGAGGAUGGGGACGGCCGGAUGGAGCUCUGAAGUAACUCCAGAAGUCUGUCACAUUUCAUUUGUGUUCCCAAAUGGAGACACUUAUGAUGGUGAAUGCACACGGUCAGCAACAGGAGUAUUUGAGAGAAAUGGAAUGGGAGUAAAUAAAUCUCCAAAUGGUGUUACAUAUACUGGAUCCUGGAAAAAUGACAAGAUGAAUGGAUUUGGGAAACUUGAACAUCCUUCUGGAGCAGUUUAUGAAGGCGAAUUCAUUGACAAUAUGUUCCAUGGGAUUGGCACUUACACAUUUCCCAGUGGUGCACAGUACCUUGGAGGCUUUUGUAAGAACAAGAUGAUGGGAGAAGGUGAAUACGUAGAUGCAAGCGGGCUCCACUGGAAAGGAUCUUUUUACAACAAAGCAGCACCAGGACUAAAACUAAAAAUGAAAAUGUAA